GGCCCCAGAGCGGCGCGUGCAGCUCUGCCCAAGCCAGAGCCCGAACCGGGAGCGCGAGCCCGGGAGCGCCGAGCCAGCCCAGGGAUUCCUUUUCCCAUGGAGCAGGCAUCCACCAUGGCUGAGCCCCGGGGCCCCGUAGACCAUGGAGUUCAGAUUCGCUUUAUCACAGAGCCGGAAGGUGGUGUGGACCCGAUCACCCUCCGUCGUGGUGCGCGACGCCCAGCGAAGGAUGCAAGAGCCAGUAGUUAUGGGGUCGCCGUGCGCGUGCAGGGCAUAGCUGGGCAGCCCUUUGUGGUGCUCAACAGUGGGGAGAAAGGUGGUGACUCCUUUGGGGUGCAGAUCAAAGGAGGCAACAACCAAGGGACCUCAGGAGCUCUGGGCUCUGACUCAGAGCUCCCCGAGAACCCGUACUCUCACGUCAAGGGGCUUUCUGCACCCUCGCAGAGCAGCACAUCUGAUGAGGAGCUGGGGCCCCCCUGGAACGGGAAGCUCCUCCGUUCCCAGUCCCAGGCCUCCCUGGCAGGCUCGGGCCCUGGGGGCUACAGCAACAGGAGCGCCAGCUUGCUGGAGCUAGCGCCCCAAAAGGCCUCCCCAGCUAGCACCAUUGACACUGCUCCCUUGUCUUCCGUGGACUCACUCAUCAACAAAUUUGACAGCAAAGGUGGGGGCCAGACCCGUGGCCGCACGGGCCGCCGCACGCGGACACUGGCCCCAGAGCAGCGCAAACGGAGCCAGAGCCUGGACAGCCGGCUGCCUCGGGACACCCAGGAGGAGCGAGAGCGCAAGUCCCCCAACCACUGGGACCCUGGCACAAACUACGACAACAACGUGGGCAGUUCGAAGCAGGCGGCCCAGAGCCAGAGCGCUCUCGGUGGCUUUAGCCGUUCACGGCAGACUCAGGACUGGGUCCUGCAGAAUUUUGAGGAGCCACGUGGGAGACCACAGGACCCCGCCAUGCUGCAGUUGCAGUUGAAAUCAACGCCAGACCUUCUCCGAGACCAGCAGGAGACAGCCCCGCCGGGCAGUGUGGACCACAUGAAGGCCACCAUCCUUGGCAUCCUGAGGGAGGGAAGCUCCGAGAGUGAAGCCUCCCUGAGGAGGAAGGUUAGCUUGGUGCUGGAGCAAGUGCAGCCGCUAGGGAUGGUUUCUUCUGGUUCUGCUAAGGGCCUGGCAGGGCAGGGGGAGCUCAGCCGCAAAGUGGAGGAGCUACAGCAAAAGCUGGAUGAAGAGGCCAAGAAGAGGCAGAAGCUGGAGCCAUCCCGGCUUGGGCUGGAGCGGCAGCUGGAGGAGCAGGCAGAGGAAUGCAGGCGGCUGCAGGAGCUGCUGGAGCGGAAGAAGGAGGAGGCACAGCAGAGCACCCAGGAGCUCCAGAACGUGAAGCUCCUCCUGGACCAGGCUGAGAGCGUGCGCCGAGGGCUGGAGACGCAGGUGGCGGAGCUGCAGAACAGGCUGAAGCAGGUCCAGGGGCCUGACCCUGCCAAGGAAGUGCUCCUGAAGGACCUGUUUGAGACCCGGGAGCUUCUGGAAGAGGUCUUGGAGGGCAAGCAGCGCGUGGAGGAGCAGCUGAGACUCCGGGAGCGGGAGCUCACGGCCCUGAAGGGCGCCCUGAAGGAGGAGGUGGCCUCCCGGGACCAGGAAGUGGAGCACGUGAGGCAGCAGUACCAGCGAGACACAGAGCAGCUUCGCCGGAGCAUGCAAGACGCGACCCAGGACCACGCAGUGCUGGAGGCCGAGAGGCAGAAGAUGUCAGCUCUGGUGCGAGGGCUGCAGAGGGAGCUGGAGGAGACCUCAGAGGAGACAGGCCACUGGCAGAACAUGUUCCAGAAGAACAAGGAGGAGCUUAGAGCCACCAAGCAGGAGCUCCUGCAGCUGCGGAUGGAGAAGGAGGAGAUGGAAGAGGAACUUGGGGAGAAGAUGGAGGCCUUGCAGAGAGAACUGGAGCAGGCUCGAGCUGGGGCUAGAGACACCCGCCAGGUUGACGAGCUCAAGAAGGAGCUGCGCAAGACCCAGGAGGAGCUGGGAGAACUGCAGGCCCAGCUGCAGAGCCAGGAGGUGGCGGGGCGGCACCGCGACCGGGAGCUGGAGACGCAGCUGGCAGCCCUGAAGGUGGAGGCGGAGCGAGGCCGGGAGCUGGAGCAGCAGAACCUCCAGCUGCAGAAGACCGUCCAGCAGCUGAGGCAGGACUGUGAAGAGGCUUCCAAGGCCAAGCUGGCGGCCGAGGCGGACUACGCGAUGCUGGGACAGCGUCGCGCCACAGUGGAGUCCACGCUUCGCGAAACCCAGGAGGAAAACGAUGAAUUCCGCCGGCGCAUCCUGGGUCUGGAGCAGCAGCUGAAGGAGGCGCGCGGCCUGGCGGAGGGCGGGGAGGCGGUGGAGGCGCGACUUCGGGACAAGGUGCAGCGGUUGGAGGCGGAGAAGCAGCGGCUCGAGGAGGCCCUGAAUGCCGCCCAGGAGGAGGAGGUGAGCCUGGCCACAGCCAAGCGGGCCCUGGAGACCCGGCUGGACGAGGCGCAGCGCGGGCUGGCCCGCCUGGGGCAGGAGCAGCAGGCGCUGAACCGAGCCCUGGAGGAAGAGGGCAAGCAGCGCGAGGUGCUGCGCCGUGGCAAGGCGGAGCUGGAGGAGCAGAAGCGGUUGCUGGACAGGACUGUGGACCGACUCAACAAGGAGCUGGAGCAGAUCGGGGAAGAUUCCAAGCAAGCUCUGCAGCAGCUCCAGGCCCAGCUGGAGGAUUACAAGGAGAAGGCCCGGCGGGAAGUGGCGGAUGCCCAGCGUCAGGCCAAGGAUUGGGCCAGCGAGGCCGAGAAGACCUCCGGGGGGCUGAGCCGGCUGCAGGAUGAGACCCAGAGGCUGCGGCAGGCCCUGCAGGCAUCCCAGGCUGAGCGGGACACAGCUCGGCUGGAUAAAGAGCUGCUGGUCCAGCGGCUGCAGGGGCUGGAGCAAGAGGCAGAGAACAAGAGGCGUACCCAGGAUGACAAGGCCCGGCAGCUGAAGGGCCUUGAGGAAAAAGUCUCCCGGCUAGAAGCGGAGUUAGAUGAGGAGAAGAGCACUGUGGAGCUGCUCACCGACCGGGUGAAUCGUGGCCGGGACCAGGUGGAUCAGCUGAGGGCAGAGCUCAUGCAGGAGCGGUCUGCUCGGCAGGACCUGGAGUGUGACAAAAUUUCCUUGGAGAGACAGAACAAGGACUUGAAGAACCGCUUGGCCAGCUCAGAAGGCUUCCAGAAGCCCAGUGCCAGCCUGUCUCAGCUCGAGACCCAGAAUCAGUUGCUGCAGGAGCGACUGCAGGCUGAAGAGAGGGAGAAGACGGUUCUGCAGUCCACCAACCGAAAACUGGAGCGGAAAGUGAAAGAGCUGUCCAUCCAGAUUGAUGAUGAGCGGCAGCAUGUCAACGACCAGAAAGACCAGCUAAGCCUGAGGGUGAAGGCUUUGAAGCGGCAGGUGGAUGAAGCGGAAGAGGAAAUCGAGCGGCUGGAUGGCCUGAGGAAGAAGGCCCAGCGUGAGCUGGAGGAGCAGCACGAGGUCAACGAGCAGCUGCAGGCCCGGAUCAAGUCCCUGGAGAAGGACUCAUGGCGCAAGGCUUCCCGCUCAGCUGCUGAGUCAACGCUCAAACACGAGGGGCUGAGCUCAGAUGAGGAGUUCGACAGUGUCUACGACCCCUCGGCCAUUGCCUCUCUACUUACGGAGAGCAACCUGCAGACCAGCUCCUGUUAGCUUGUGGGCCUCACGGGUCCAGAAACUAGGCUUGAGGCCUACCCUGGCCAGCCCUCCUCUGCCCUGCCCGUCUCACAUUCCUCCUUGGGGGUGGCCUGGUUACUCAGCUCCCCAAUCCGGAGGGCUCUGAGUGAUGGCGAUAGAAAGACAGCGGUAAUAAGCGGAUGCCUGGCUUUCCUCUCCCCACUGGAGGUCGCUGGAGCCCUUCCCCUAAGUGCCGAUCCCCCCUUCACUGCCCUUGUGGUGGGAGGCUAGUGAGCGCACAGCCUGCUGUGGAGGGGGAGUGCUGAGCAGGAGAGGAGGGAGUAGAAAUUGCCAUGUGUAUAUAGCUUUAUUUCUUUAGCCCUUCACCCCAAGGCUCGGGGAGAUUCCCUGUGAGACUCUCCCUGAAUUCCUACAACCCAUUUUUCUUCCUCCUCCGGAGCAAGGUGAGGGAGAUGUGAUAGGUAAUGGCCACGCAGGCGUGGCUCUGCCCACCUCGCAGAUGCUCCUCUUUGCACAGCCCUGGGGGCCCACAUGGUGCCCCCACGCCCCUCCAGUUCCUCUGUUUUUGUUUCCUCCAAGCCAUCAGGUCCAAGGGACCCUCUAUCCCCUCUCCUCCAUCUCGGCCAUUCCUAUGCUGCUCCUUCCCUCUCAGUGCCUUAGCCAGGGUGAGGCUGGGAUCUUGAGGCCUAGAAGAGAUUAGCAUCCCAGGAUGCUCUUCUUGCCUUUUGUAUCUGCACAUUCAUACCUCUGCCAAGACCAGCCUGUUCCCCACUGGCACCCUCAGCUUUCCCCGCUGCCCCGGUGACGAAUCAAGAGCCACCUGCUUCUCUGGCAGACGGACUUUGUGUAGGGCCGUGAGAAGGUGGUGGGGGCUGGGGUCUGCUCAGGGUUUCCAUCCUCCCUGCUCUGUGACUACCGAGGUGGUUCUGAAGGAGCUGCACCUGGGAGCCCUGACCGCGGUCUUUUCCAGUUCCAAAGCAAUGGUCCCAGUCCCUGCAGUCUUCCUGUGGCUUCUCUACCCAGAUGUCCCCAGUCUCAGUAGGGAACCAAGGGACCUCCAUUUUCUCAGGAGCUUGGCCCUGAUUCAGGGGUUUUUUCCUGGGCCUAGAAGGUGACUCUUCAUAGAACUGGGACGAGGCGAUGGGAGACUUCCUCCUCCUUUGGGUUCUGGGGGGACCGAGGCCCUGGCAGGGAGGGGGUUAGAGGGAUGAUUCACCUCGCAUUUCCUGAGCAGGUCGCAUGGGCAGCCUGCAGAAGGAGGCUGUUCUCACCAACGACUUGUAAUCUCAUGAUUUUAAAAAACUCUUCUUCUGCAAAUCAGAUGUUCUCUUCCAAUCCAAUGCAACCUUGACUGUACUUUAAAUUAAAUAUUAAAAUUAUAUAUCUGCGUUGA
This is a messenger RNA of Lepus europaeus (European hare), 5086 nucleotides long. RefSeq names its product cingulin (gene CGN). NCBI's taxonomy places the organism in Eukaryota, Metazoa, Chordata, Mammalia, Lagomorpha, Leporidae. The transcript is spliced from 21 exons. Bases 97 to 3708 code for a protein of 1203 amino acids. Gene Ontology annotation, cellular component: myosin complex. The record is from RefSeq and is a predicted model, not a curated record.